Molecule: messenger RNA, 330 nt
Organism: Protopolystoma xenopodis
Lineage: Eukaryota; Metazoa; Platyhelminthes; Monogenea; Polystomatidea; Polystomatidae
Source: the annotation of a GenBank genome assembly
AUGGGGACGAGGUGUGUUCGCUUGUUCGCCUCCCGGUUGGGAAACUUGCAUUUCUCCAGCUCCACUCGUCAGCUUCCACCUUCACCGAGGCUCGGCGGUGGCGCCCGGCCCCGAUCAGGAUGCGUUACUAAACACAAGACUGACGAGAUUAGUCUCGAGAUUGGUGCACUUUCGGAAAAAUUCAUCCAAUCUCUGUCACUCUGGAGGGCAACAUGUGAAUUUCCUGGGCCUCCAAAGUUCGUCGAAGAACUUGCCUCUUACUUGAGCCUGCAAGACACGACCAUUCGGAGUUCGAGUCCCACCAGGAGCAAUAAUAAAGUCCGGGAGUAA